This is a messenger RNA of Lathyrus oleraceus (garden pea), 1017 nucleotides long. RefSeq names its product putative protein phosphatase 2C 76. Gene Ontology annotation, biological process: protein dephosphorylation. The coding region runs from base 139 to 1017 and encodes 292 amino acids. The transcript has 6 exons. Lineage: Eukaryota; Viridiplantae; Streptophyta; Magnoliopsida; Fabales; Fabaceae. The record is from RefSeq and is a predicted model, not a curated record. Gene Ontology annotation, molecular function: protein serine/threonine phosphatase activity.
GACGGUGAAUCAUCCACGUGCUUGACGGUUUACAAAAACGGCGGUGCUCCGGCGGUGUUCCAAUCCCCGAAAUGCCCUCGCUGGAGACUCUUCGAUUACGAUUCUUCUCCUCGAACUGCAACGCGUUGUCAAUCUUCGAUGCUCCAGGGUCGAAGAAAAUCACAAGAGGAUCGCACUCUCUGUGUACUCGAUGUUCGCAUUCCAUUCCCCGGUACGAUGGGGAUCAGGGAGGUUGUAGUUGGAAUUGUGGCGGUUUUCGAUGGACAUAACGGUGCUGAAGCUAGUGAGAUGGCGUCAAAACUUUUGAUGGAGUAUUUUGUUCUGCAUACUUAUUUUCUUCUUGAUGCAAUGUAUUCUGUUGUAUCAAAGACUUCCACAGGAAAAUUGCUUCACAGGCGAGACCAUGAUCACGGAAACUUAUUGCAUAGGUGGAAAGAGAUUUUAGGUUGGCAAUGGCAUGAACUGCAUUCUGAAAGGUUGCAGAAUGUAUUUUCUGCUAAUUUUGAUGAUUCUUUUCACUUGGAAAUUUUGAAGGAAGCAUUGUUGAGAGCAAUCCAUGAUAUUGAUGUAAGGUUUUCUGAGGAAGCCUCUAGAAAUAACAUUCAUUCAGGAUCUACAGCAACAGUUGUAUUGGUUGCAGAUGAUAAGUUUUUGGUUGCCAAUAUUGGGGAUUCUAAGGCUUUCUUGUGCUCUGAAAAUUUUCAGUCUCCUAAGGAAGCUAAAGCCUCCUUAUUAGAGCUAUAUAGGCAGACAGAGCGUGAUGGUUCUGUUUCUGUGUGGGAUCGUGAAAAGUAUAGAUUAGCUUCUUCCCAUGGGCUCAAUCAUUUUGCAGUGAAGGAAUUGACUAGGGAUCACCAUCCAGACAGAGAGGAUGAAAGAACUCGGGUGGAAGCUGCUGGUGGUCAAGUUCUAAAUUGGGGUGGUUUGCCUCGCGUAAAUGGUCAGCUGGCCAUUACACGAGCUAUUGGUGAUGUGUUAUUUAAAAGUUAUGGAAGAAGAGCUGCCUGCACCUACUGA